This is a messenger RNA of Arabidopsis thaliana (thale cress), 968 nucleotides long. Its product is annotated as histone acetyltransferase (DUF1264). The record is from RefSeq and is marked reviewed. The transcript has 4 exons. NCBI's taxonomy places the organism in Eukaryota, Viridiplantae, Streptophyta, Magnoliopsida, Brassicales, Brassicaceae. Bases 30 to 773 code for a protein of 247 amino acids.
AAAGAACAAGAAAAAAGGGUGUUGUUACGAUGGCAUCGAGUGAUAAGGUUCCGGUGGCGUGUCCGGCAAGCAGUGGAGAUGGAAAGGAGCCAAUGGGAAAUCCGACGAAAACCACUACGGCGAUGCUAGAGAAAGGAACGGCUAUGAUGCAAUCGAUGAAACCGAUCAGGCAAAUGAGCCUCCACGUGUGUUCAUUCGCUUGCUAUAGCCAUGAUCCCGGUCGUCAGAUCGAAGUUCAUAUUUACGGCCACCGUGUAAACCAGGAUUUCCUCCAAUGUGCUGUCUACGAUUCCAAUUCCUCUAAGGCUCAUCUCAUAGGGAUCGAAUAUAUAGUGUCGGAAAAGUUAUUCGAAAGUCUCUCACCGGAGGAACAAAAGCUUUGGCACUCGCAUGAUUACGAGAUCCAAAUGGCUCUUCUAGUAACUCCAAGGGUCCCUGAGCUCGUUGCGAAACCGGAGCUUAAAAAUCUUGCCAAAUCUUACGGGAAAUUUUGGUGUACAUGGCAGAUUGACCGAGGGGAUAAAUUACCACUAGGUGUACCAUCACUAAUGGUAUCGCCACAAGACGUGAAUCUCGGGAGAAUCAAACCGGAGUUGGUGAAAAAGAGAGAUGAAGAACAUGGAAUCUCGACUGAAUCGUUGAAGCCGUCAAGAGAUGGGAUCUGUGGACCAGAGAAGAAGAACCUGGUUGCUGAUUAUUGGGUUAGGUUUAGGAAAGGCUUUGCGCUUGAUGUUGUUGAAACAGAUAUGAAGAGAACAGCUCCCUUCCCCUAACUUUUGUGUGUGCUUUUUUUCUCAGACAUUAAUUAUAUAAGUUUUCGUAAGCUUACACUAGAUGGGUUGUGUACUUAUUAUGUUAUGGAGUAUGAUAAUGUCAUAAACAUGAGAAUUUUUUCGCUCUUUGUUACUCAUUCACUCACUCUAAAUAGGUUGUGUACCCUUUUUUUUUCUGGUUUAAGCAAAAGAGAA